AUGAUCAGUGCCACUAAGCGCUGGUUCCGGCGCAAUCGCAAGGGCCUUGCAAUAGGAGCGGGCGUUAUCGGAGCGGGCUAUCUCGCCGGCCAAUAUGUACUGGGCAAGAUCUCGGAGGCAACCGAGCGUAUGGGAAGUGAUCGUGUUGCUCGAGAGAACCUACGGAGACGCUUCGAACAGAACCAAACCGACUGUACCUACACUGUCCUAGCACUCUUACCCACUGCCGCGGAGGAUAUAUUGGAGGCAUUGCCGGUCGAGGAGUUGACGAAAGAGCUACAAAAGAAGCGCGCGGAGCGGUUAGCUCGCCUCGGCACGGCUGAGGGAACAAGCUCUGAUCUGAGCUCAAUCUCGCCGAGUAUCACAGAUGAUGAUCGCCGAAGUCUCUCCAGCUUCCAAAGCGAUGGUUUUGUCCGCGCAAGUCAGCUAGGAGAAUCCACACUUGAGGGUGCCGCACCGUCGCCGUCGCCAAAGCGGAACAAGACUCAGUUGUGGAAUGAGGUUAAGAUCACCUCUAUCACUAGGUCUUUUACGCUGAUCUACACCCUAUCCCUAUUGACUAUUUUCACUCGUAUCCAACUCAACCUUCUUGGUCGUCGAAAUUAUCUGUCUAGCGUGAUUUCUAUGGCCACACCCCCCGCGAAUGCAUCGACGAUCAGACUUGAAGACCAUGAUGAUGAUGACCUUACACAGACUCUGGGUAAUGACUUCGAAACCAACCGGCGGUAUCUGGCCUUUAGUUGGUGGCUUCUUCACCGUGGCUGGAAGCAAUUGAUGGAGGAGGUGCAAUCCGCUGUGACGGAAGUUUUCGGGUCGUGCAACCCCAGAGAGGAUAUUUCGCGAGGCAAGCUGGCAGAACUGACCCUGCAAGUCCGAAGGAAAGUGGAAGGGGAUACCGAGGCGGAGCGAAAAGAGGAAGAGGAUCAUCUGCUGGAAGAGUCCGGUGUUCUAGGAGUGACAGAACCCUCGACCUCUCAAACCACUGCGACACUGCGGCACCUGUUGGACGAGACAGCCGACCUCAUUGACUCUCCGACAUUCACCCGCGUUGUCUUGCUUCUCAACAACGAGUGCUUCGAGACCUUGAUCCAACAAUGCGCAGCAGACGCUUUCAAGUCAUCGCACACGCCUGCCCCUCAGUCGUUCACAUCCGUUGCCACGGUCGUCCCUGGGGCAGCCAGCUCGGAACCGAAGACUAAGCUUGCAAAUGUGCUGGCCGUAUUGGCUCGACAAGCCCAUGUGAUCGGCAACGGCACUGCUCCUCCCAACUUAUACCUUAACGCCAUAGAACAAGGAGUUCGGGAGCUGGAAGCUUUUGCGGCCGUCACCCAGACGUCCGCCGCGGGCCUGCCCCCGCUGACUUCCACGACCGAGCGCAAAUUAAUGGCCAAGAUUGACUGGCAUAUCGUCCCAUGCCUGUGCAUCAUGUACUUGCUGGCUUUCUUGGAUCGGGUGAAUAUCAGUAAUGCUGCGGUGCUCGGACUGCAGAAGGAUCUUAACAUUGUCACCGGCACCAAAUACAACACUGCAUUGACCAUCUUCUUCGUGCCUUAUGUGCUGUUCGAGAUUCCGUCCAACCUGCUGCUCAAGAAGCUGAAGCCGCAUGUGUGGUUGUCCUUGUGCAUGUUCGGUUUCGGCCUCGUCAUGAUUUGUCAAGGGCUGGUUACCAGUUGGGGUGGCUUGGUAACCACGCGCUGGUUUCUGGGUACAAUUGCUCUCAUGUUCGUUGCUGGCUUCUAUCUGCUAGGCACGUGGUAUAAGCGAAGUGAAGCGCAAAAGCGUUUCAGUUUCUUCUUCGGCUCCACCACCCUGGCGGGUGCCUUUGGUGGCCUCUUAGCUAGUGGUCUCGGAAAGAUGGCUGGCCUACGAGGCUACGGCGGCUGGCGAUGGGUUUUCAUCAUCGAAGGUGUUCUCACUUGCGUGGUUUCCUUCGUAUGGUACUUCAUCAUUCCUGGGUUCCCAGAGGAUGUCAAAUGGAUCAAUGAUGAGGAGCGAAGGUACAUCCAGGCAAAGCUUGCUCAGGAUGUGGGCAAGGCCGGACACAAUGCCCAUAUCGGUUUCCGAGAGGUGCUGGAUGUGUUCAAGGACUGUAAGCGCCGCCUUAAUCGUUUCGUAUUGAGCAAGCCCCGGGCAAGCCUCCAACAAGUUCGAAAGAACUUCGCUAACAGUUUCAGGGUAUGCCUACUUUGCACCGUCCAUCAUCAAGACCUAUGGAUACGGAGGUAUACCAUCCAAACGCAGCUGUACUCGAUCCCACCAUGGGCGGCCGCCUUCGUCUUCUCGAUGCUCAUUGCAAUUUUGUCUGAUAAAUUCAAGCAUCGGUUUGCGUUCACCUUGAUUCCGAUGUUGGUCACCAUGGCAGGAUACGGGAUCCUCUUGAAUGUCCAUGGUGUAGCUCAUCGGAACGUCCAGUAUGGGGCUCUUUUCAUGGUCACUUGUGGCACUUACAGCGCAAUGCCCGUGAUUGUCUGCUGGUAUGCUAUGAACUUAGGCGGCCAUCGGCGACGCAGUGUAGGGACAGCAUGGCAGAUAGGGUUUGGAAACAUCGGUGGGUUCAUUUCAACCUAUGCAUUUCUAGCGAAAGAUGCGCCUCUCUACCGCAAUGGAUACAUCAUCAGUCUGUCCUUCCAGUGCUUCUCGGCUGCCUGCUGCAUUCUCUACUUCGCAGCGAUCUGGGCUGCCAACAAGCGACGUGACCGGAUUAUGGCUAGGAACACCCAGUCGACACUCCUCGAAGACGAGGAAGAAAUCGAGGGUGAUCUGGCAGUGACGUACCGAUACGCGUACUAA
Messenger RNA from Aspergillus uvarum CBS 121591, 2790 nucleotides. RefSeq names its product MFS transporter. The coding region runs from base 1 to 2790 and encodes 929 amino acids. Gene Ontology annotation, cellular component: plasma membrane; peroxisomal membrane. The transcript is spliced from 11 exons. NCBI's taxonomy places the organism in Eukaryota, Fungi, Ascomycota, Eurotiomycetes, Eurotiales, Aspergillaceae. Gene Ontology annotation, biological process: transmembrane transport; peroxisome organization. The record is from RefSeq and is a predicted model, not a curated record. Gene Ontology annotation, molecular function: transmembrane transporter activity.